CUAGGUUAUUGCGCCCCUAAACCAACGUACUGACAACGCUACCUCCCCGGAACUCAAACUUUAACGAGAGUGUUGUAGAGAUGCCAAGGCUGACAGGGAAGAGGGGAGCUGUGGUAGCGACAGAGGAGAGAAGAGCAGUUGAAGAGAAGAAAGGCCGUACUGAUUCAACAAAUAACAAACCGACGAGCCCUACCAAGAAACUUGGAAGAUCCAUAAUGAUAAAGUCAUCUGCAGGUUCUGGUUCCCUGAAUACUGCGAAAUCAGAAGAAGGGGAUGUCACUGUCAGGAGAACCUCUGCGAGAAAAGCAAAGUUAAAAACAGCCAAAGCAAUUUCAAAAUAUUUCCAAGAGGAUGAGGUUUCUAGCAGUGAAUCACGAAAAGCAGACGCAAAAACCAAAGAAACUGUUUCUAGGUAUUUUGCUGAUGGGGAGAGUGGGUUGAAAUUGGAUGAAAAUUCUAAGACAUUUUUGAAGACUUUGUCUAAAAAAGUUGGUGCAUUGUCAGACAGUGGUUCAGACAGCAGCAGUGAUGAUUACAGCAACUGUGCAUCAAGCAGACCUUCGUCAUUGCCACAGUUUGGACAGAAACCUCUAACUGAAUCAACUGAAUCAAAAAUUGACUCAACGAAAGUUGAAGGAAAUUUCAAUUCUCUCCGUCAUCAUGCAAUUUCUGUUAAAAAACUUCAUGUGAAUUCCCCUACUCUGUCGACGAUUGUUACUAAUUGUGAGCUCAAGGUAGAUAUUGAUUCCGACUUUGAACCUGAUUCAAUCAGUAUUAAUCUGGCUGGUUCCUCGGCCAAAAGGAGAAGUAUGAAAGGAACAUUGAAGGAAGAACGCUUGAACUUGAUGAAAGAAAAGCCUGUCAAAGUACCUAGAUCUAAGACGAAAACAGAUGUUCGGACUCGGCGUGUUGGGAGGGGGAGAAAGUGUGGAGUAAAUGAUGGAACAGAUGGGGAGCAUUCUGGUGAAAUACUUCCACGAUGUAAGAGGCUAAUUGUAAGAGGUGCUAUUACGUCUAAAAAGGGUGGUGCAAAGGCAAAGAGUGGUGUGAGUGAAGGAGGGGAAAAUGUGGUGCUGGGCAAUGCAGAGUUGGACAGUGAUUUCUCUUGUGAUGACAGAGAGAAAGUGGCAAAGCCUAUGAAAAGAAAAAGGCUUGUGAAGAAGAAAGAUGUGUCUGUUAAUGGGAAGACAAGGAAGCAAGUGGUUGCUAGGGGACAAGUGAAGAAGAAGGUUGUAAAGGUGGCACCAGCAGCAGAGUGUGUGAGUGGUGCCAGCUUGGAGGAGGAAGGCAGCUCGGAUAGUGGAGAAGACUGGGAGGAAGUGGCGGAAAUGCCAGGCCAAGUCAAGAACCAGAUACCUGACAAGCCUGUUGAAAUCAUUCUGAAGGACCCUGGACUUCUUGCAAAGAAGAAACGAGGUGUUGACAUAAUGGCACUCUUCAAGAGGCAGUGGAACAAGGCGCAGCGCGAGCAUCGUGUUAUGGUCCACAAGGCUCAUUUGGUGUGUCUCCUUGCUGCAGGAUUCAGAGAGAACGCACUCUGUGGCGAUGACCUUCUCAAGGCCAUAGCACUGUCCUGUCUACCUACGAAUCUUGCCUUAACAAAACCCAAGCAAGCCGAUGUUCGCUUUCUUGAAAUUACGUUAGAUUGGUUCCAAGAAAAAUUUGACCCAGAUGACAACAUUUCAGGUAACACUAACAGUGACAAGAUAACAGAUGCGACUCUUGCAUCGUGCUUCAGAGAGGGACAUGUGGGGACAGAGAAAGUAAUGGUCUUCAUGUUGCUCAUCAUACUCCGAUGUCUCAGGUUUAAUGCGCGACUCGUGGUCUCACUGCAACCGAUUCCUAUCGAACCUCUGUUGGCAAAAAACAAAAAAGCCGCCAUGCGAAACACAAAGGAUUCUGAGUCAUCUUCUGUAAGCCAAUCAGGAAGUAGCACACCUCGUGGGAAUCUGGCCAAGAAAUUAAAACUUAGUGCAGCAGAUAAAGAGAAGACAUCCUCAAAGCAGACGCCAUCUUCAAAGCAGAUGUCAUCUUCAAAGCAAACGUCAUUUACAAAGCAGACGUCUUCAAAGGAGAAUGCUAGAAAGUCGUCUGCCUCGUUACAGGCCAAGAAUAAGAGUAGAAGGAGUCGUGCUUCCAAGAUCAGCAGUUAUAAUGAAGAUGUGGUCGAGAUGGACAGCGACACUCAUGAAGGGUCAAAAUCGACUGGUAAGAGAAACAAGGGCCGACGGGAGAAGAGGAGGACAAGCAAAGUAGAGAUGGAUCUAACUGCAGAAAGCUCGGACAGUGACAGUGAUUUUGAAGUUGUGGGAGAAACAGACCCGAAGCGGAGAUCGACCAAGAGGAAGAAGCAGAAGAUAGUGUCGUCUGGUAGCGAGGAUUCUGUGGAGAUCGUCAUGGUCAAAGAGAAGGAGAGAGGUAUUGACUACUGGUUAGAGGUUUACUUGGACAAGGAAAGGGAGUGGACAUGCGUCAACUGUGUGGAGAUGUGGGCGACGAUAGGUCAAGGGGCAUCGAGAAGGGGAGUGGAGAAAUAUGCCACCAAACCACUGUCUUAUGUAUUGGCGUAUGAUAAUUUUGGUUUCGUUCGUGAUGUAACUUGCCGCUAUGCCAGUUCAUGGUUAAAAAACACGCGUAAGUUACGAGUGGAUGCGGACUGGUGGCAAGAGACGCUUUUACCUUACCAGUGUCCGGAUGAGGCGAGGAACCGAGAAGAAGAUGAAGCAUCACAGGCACUUCUCCUCAAGAAGCCAUUACCAACGAGUGUCGCUGAGUACAAGAAUCACGCACUGUACGCACUCAAGAGACACUUACUGAAAUUCCAAGCGAUCUACCCGGAGUGCGCCAUCCCUGUUGGCUACGUGAGGGGCGAGCCAGUCUAUGCAAGGGAAUGUGUCCAAGAGCUUCAUUCACGAGACAGUUGGAUCAAGGAGGCACGGCUUGUGCGUGUCGGUGAGAAGCCAUACAAGCUGGUGAAGGCGAGGAAGACCAAGAGGUCCCAGUUGAUGAACCCGGAGCAGAAAGAGCAACUCCUGGAGGUGUUUGGCUACUGGCAGACAGAGGAGUAUAUACCAAGACCUCCUGUUGAUGGCAAACUCCCGAAGAAUGAGUAUGGGAACAUCGAGUUGUUCAAGCAGUGCAUGCUCCCCCCAGGGACAGUCCAUCUGCAUCUUCCUGGGCUGAACAAGAUCGGCAAGAAGCUGGGUCUGGACUGUGCCCCGGCGAUGGUCGGCUGGGAGGUCCAUGGUGGCUGGUCUCAUCCAAUGUUGGAAGGUUUUAUUGUGUGUGAGGAGCAUAAGGACAUCUUCCUGGCAGCGUAUGAUGAGGAGGAGGUGAUGAGAAAGGAGAAGGAGAGACAGAAAAGAGAGAAGCGCUCACUUGAGAAUUGGAAGCUGUUGAUACGAGGCCUCCUGAUCCGGCAGAAGCUCAAACAGAAGUACGAUAUGAUCAAAGAUCCAUCAGAGUCUGAAUCAUCUCGGGGGGUGACAAAAGCUAAGGAUAUGGCAGCUGUGUGGCCAGCAUUGCGCCAGAAUGGCCAGGAUAAAAUGGACAAAAGCAACUUGUUCCCAUUCGAAAAACUGUGAGAUGUUGCGAGCAAGCAUCAAUGUUCUUCUUUUGUGAUUUUUUGGUAGAAUUAUUUCAGAAGAUUCUGUAAUGCAUAACCUUGUCACCAGCCAAUGUUUAUUUUUAUAAUAAAAGUACU
This is a messenger RNA of Lineus longissimus, 3703 nucleotides long. Its product is annotated as DNA repair protein complementing XP-C cells homolog. The record is from RefSeq and is a predicted model, not a curated record. NCBI's taxonomy places the organism in Eukaryota, Metazoa, Nemertea, Pilidiophora, Heteronemertea, Lineidae. Gene Ontology annotation, biological process: mismatch repair; nucleotide-excision repair. The transcript is spliced from 9 exons. Bases 81 to 3584 code for a protein of 1167 amino acids. Gene Ontology annotation, cellular component: cytoplasm; nucleotide-excision repair factor 2 complex; XPC complex. Gene Ontology annotation, molecular function: single-stranded DNA binding; damaged DNA binding.